AUGACGUCGUAUUUGAUCUUCUCGGCUUCCAUCAUCAGAUCUUCGAUGGCCGCUUCCGAUGCAAGCUUCACGUUAUGGCAAAAAUGGGUCAACGAACCUACGAUUCCACCUCAUAUCAGCCAAUUUCUCGGCGACAUAAAAGGGGACAAUUUGGUUUUUGCAGGCAUAACGAACGCAUCAGACAUACUAGUACGAGGUGUGCUGAUUUUCUAUGUUCUUCCAUGGUUACCUAUUAUGAUUACCAUAAACGUAUUGAAAAGCAAGAUGUAUGCACUAGUACGCAGUCGUGCUACCGUAUUCAGCACUGAGACACUUCGACUGCACGGGAAUCUGAUAAAGGCACUUACAACACAGUCGCUGACACCAUUUCUUCACUUGAUAACAUAUAUUUGCUUUGUGGUUGCACAGUACGUGGAAUCAAGCAUCAUCACGGAGAUAAUUAUGUUUAUGCCAACAGGAAUUCUUUCCAUCGUCACUCCGAUCAUCAACAUCUACUAUAUUCGACCAUACUGCGAAGCGUUCAAACGAUGUCUACUAUGCCGCCCGAAGCUGACUGAAAAUAGCCGAUCGAAAGUUGAUAUGGUUAGGGCGUGA
This is a messenger RNA of Necator americanus (New World hookworm), 594 nucleotides long. RefSeq lists its product as uncharacterized. The transcript is spliced from 5 exons. Bases 1 to 594 code for a protein of 197 amino acids. NCBI's taxonomy places the organism in Eukaryota, Metazoa, Nematoda, Chromadorea, Rhabditida, Ancylostomatidae. The record is from RefSeq and is a predicted model, not a curated record.